Molecule: messenger RNA, 2434 nt
Organism: Adelges cooleyi (spruce gall adelgid)
Lineage: Eukaryota; Metazoa; Arthropoda; Insecta; Hemiptera; Adelgidae
Product: putative fatty acyl-CoA reductase CG5065
Exons: 9
Coding region: 206-1762 (518 amino acids)
Biological process (GO): long-chain fatty-acyl-CoA metabolic process
Cellular component (GO): peroxisome
Molecular function (GO): alcohol-forming very long-chain fatty acyl-CoA reductase (NADP+) activity
Source: RefSeq, a predicted model, not a curated record
CACACACACGGUCAGCGUUCAAACGUCGCGCGCACGGGUUGGCCGGACCAUCUAAAAGAUCAUCGUCGUCGUCACCUAUCCAUCUAUCGUUGUUGUUGUUGUUGUUGAUCGUAUAGAUCUAUAUCUUAUUUUUUUCAAUUAAAAAAAUUACACAUUGUCCAUCGUCAGACAAGAUCCGCUGCACGAGCUUUAUACGAGGUGAAAAAUGGCUGAAGACGGUAUAGUGGAAUGGUUCAGCGGCCGGUCGGUGUUCAUCACCGGAGGUACCGGUUACAUGGGCAAAGUGCUAAUUGAAAAAUUGCUCAGAUCCUGCCCCGACAUCAAAAACAUUUACAUACUUUGCCGGCCCAAACGCGGUUUCACACCAGCCGCCAGAGUGGAACAAAUAAGGAAACUUGCAGUAUUCGAACGCGUUCGUCAAGAAUGUCCGGGAAGUCUGAAGAAGAUGUCGGCCAUCGAGGGAGACUUAAGCUUGCCCGGACUGGGUUUAUCGGACCUGGACAAGCAAAAGAUCAUCAACGAAGUAUCGGUUGUCUUUAACGGAGCAGCUUCGUUGCGUCUGGAAGCCGGUCUAAAGGAUGCGGUCAGACAGAACACCACCGGAACCAAGUACGUGCUAGACUUGGCCGUGGAAAUGAAGAAGUUGGUGGCUUUCGUUCAUUUGUCUACGGCUUUUUGCCACUGCGAGUACGACUCGCUCGAAGAGACAGUGUACCCGUCGCCGGCCAAUCCCAAUGACGUUAUGAGAGCCGUCGAAUGGAUGGACGAUUACACUUUGGAGAUGAUAACACCCAGAUUACUGGGCCCUCAUCCCAACUGUUAUACUUAUUCGAAGAGGUUGGCCGAAGCUCUGGUGGGCGAAUACGCCAAGAUAUUACCCAUAGCCAUCGCUCGCCCGUCAAUAGUCACUCCAUCUUACAAGGACCCGUUUCCCGGAUGGGUUGACAGCCUGAAUGGACCUGUCGGGGUGAUCGUGGCCGCCGGCAAAGGAGUGAUCCGAUCCAUGUUGUGCGGAGAGAACUACGAGGCCGAAGUAGUGCCGGUGGACAUAGCCAUCAACGCUUUGGUGUCGAUCGCUUGGAGAAGAGGAAGCACCAAACUCGACCCCGAACAACCCAUCCCGGUGUACAACAUAACCAAAGGGGACAUCGUUCGGAUCACGUGGGGCGGUGUGUUGGCCAAGGGCAAACGGUACUGUUAUGAGUAUCCGUUCGACGCCGGUCUUUGGUAUCCAAACGGAUCGAUCAGGACCAACAAGCUGUUGCACUACUUCAUCGUUUUCUGGCUGCAAAUGGUCCCUGCCCUGUUGAUCGACGGGAUUAUGGUUUUGGCCCGGCAAAAGACAUUCAUGGUCCGAGUGCAGAAACGCAUAGCGGUCGGCAUGGAAGUGUUGCAGUAUUUCACGAUGCGCGACUGGGACUUCAAAAUCGAAAACACCAAAUCACUGCUGGGCUAUAUGAACGAGCGGGACAAAGACUUAUUCUACAUACAGAACAUCAAAAUCGACAUCGAAGACUACUGCGUCAAACUGUUGCUGGGCGCCCGCCAGUAUUGCAUGAAAGAGCCGUUGUCCAACUUGGACAGGGCGAGAUAUCAUUUGAAAUUAUUGUACUGGCUGAACUGUUUCACCCAAGGUCUGUUCUACCUGUUUGUAAUUUGGGUGGCCAUCAGGCUGUUCGACGUGCUCCGGUUUCUUUUGGACAUGUCCACCAGCUCCUUUACCAACGUACCGUUUGCCGGAUCGCUGGUUCCAAAUUACUAAAUCCCAAUUUUUUUUUAAACAUUUUUUUAUAAAGCAUUUCCAUCCACGUUGCACCGUCGAGUAAAUACAGUAAUUAUACACUGUAAACAAUAUUGGCCAAUAUAAAGGUACACAAAUUGCAUUAUAUUCCACUAGACGGUACACAUCACAAUAUUAUUAUUAACUGUACAUAGUUCAUAUUGUAUUAUUAUUGUUAUUAUUAUUAUUAUUAUUAUCACUAUCAUACACUUAUUAUAUUAUACAACUUAUCGUCUCGGAGUGGUGUCGCUUAUCCAUAUAAUAUUAUAUUGUUAUUAUUAAUUAUUUUUAUUUCGAUUCUUAAGCGUUAUAUCAAUUUUAUUUUUAACAUUGCUUCGCAAGGUGUUUAUUAAAAGGUCGGUGAGAUGUAUACCUAUUUUUUUUUUGUGCACAAUAUUUACAAAGUUAUACCGUCAUCAUCUAUUUGACCAUAAUAAUAACUAUUUAAAUAUAUACAUAACUAUAUUGUAUGUACUUAAAUUAAUUAACGGUAUAUGUUUAAUUAAUCUAAGCUCCGCCGUCCACGUUAGAGUAAUAAUCUAUUUAAUAUAUUAUAAUAGUACAAAUAGUUUAAGAUUUUCAACGACCGUCGUGUCGUACCUAUCUUUCGAAAUUUAAAAUACUCGAUAAUUAUUCUUAAUAAUUGUAUAAAAU